Messenger RNA from Octopus sinensis (East Asian common octopus), 1458 nucleotides. RefSeq lists its product as uncharacterized. NCBI's taxonomy places the organism in Eukaryota, Metazoa, Mollusca, Cephalopoda, Octopoda, Octopodidae. Bases 203 to 958 code for a protein of 251 amino acids. The transcript has 3 exons. The record is from RefSeq and is a predicted model, not a curated record.
GUAUGGUAUUUCCCCAACCAACGAGGCACUUGACUACACUUACAAACAUAAACAUAUAUACAUUUACUCAAAUGCGGAAAUUAGUCCAACAGAAGAUCGUCGGAGGGACGAAGUAACGGCUAUUGCGGAGUUCAUUGAGGCAAACAUAUCUUGAGUAUCACCCAACGCUGAUUUCUUCAUUUCAUUAUCGGACGCACAAAUAAUGGCUUUGCAACCUGUUGCUCUCUGUCUUAUCUUGACCCACGCUGUGCUGUUGGAUAAUUCUCAAGCGUUGAGCCUCGCGAAAAUCCAAGACCAAACAACUCUCCAGUAUGACAUCCUUCAGUCUCCUGAUUCUCCAGUUAUGGCUGUCGAUCUACAAAAAGAAACACUUUUGCUUUCUGAUACUCAUAAACGAUCUGCCGAGAAUAAGUCUCAAUCUGAAGCUUCCGGAAUUCAACCGGUUACAAAAGUAGCUUGCUCCGAGAAAGAAAAGCUUUUCUCAUCCACCGGAUUGAUAAUUGUCGCCUGUUUAAGUUGCCUCAGCUUCCUCCUACUUUACACGGUGAUACUGUUAAUGGCGGUGCCAAGGCUAUGUUUCCCUUAUCAUCCAGAUAGCAAGAAGAUGAAACAGAAGAGGGCUAAUAUGAAAGAGAUUAACAAAGCUAAGACAGAUGAGUCGUCAAAGAAGCCUCUCAAUUUACCUUCGGGUAAAAUAAAUAAAUCUGGUCGAAACGAUAGUGGCAUAGAAUCGGUGGAUGGACUUAUGACUGGAAAUGAAGGCAGCACUUUCAUUGAUCGUUUGUAUUAUUUCGACAAAGCUAUCAACCGUCCUAUUUCUGAUGAUGAAUUAGUGGGGGAAGAAAGAAGACCUCCUAAUAGAGUAGGAGUGACCACGUUUAAUGGCAAACGUCCGCGAUCGCAGUCAGUUGCCAUAAUGCCAUCACGUUAUCAGUCAGGAAUAUACAUUGAACUGUGAACUAUAGAAACAAACGACCAAUCAAACGAGUUUCUUGAUGAAACCUUCUCUCGUUAAAACAAUAUCAUCGUUUAUCACAAUGAGGCGAAGAUGUGUACCCUACAUUCAAAGCUUGUAAUUACCAGUGAACUGCACACACACAUGCACACACACACACAAAGAAGUUUGGUAAUAUAACCAGGAAAAUAGAGCUCAAAACAUGAGUUAAUACUUUUAAUAAUCGACAGAAGUCACGAAGUGACUCAAAAUCCGAGAGUUUCGUGCAUUGAUACUUACGAAAUUCCGAUAAUAUAUGUGUGUGUGUGUGUAUGCGUGUGUGCGUGUGUGUGUGUAUGUGUGUGUGUGUGUGUGCGUGUGCGUGUGUGUGUAUGUGUACAGAGAAAGAUAUGCAUAUAGGUAUGAGUGUACAUAUGUAUAUGUGUGAGCACGCGCGCGUGUGUGUGUGUGUGUAGAUAAAUCCAGAAUCUUGGAUGUUUCGUUAAUAAAAUUUUCAAACAGUU